UUUGUAGCUUGUACACUGUAGACACACUGUAGCGUCUAUUCGCAGGAUGUAGAACAGAACUGUGCGGAAAUUAUUCAGUAUUUUCUCCGAAAUGUCCGGCGUCCUGCCGACGAGACCAUUCUGACUUUUCUAUUUAUAGACUCCGCGGUUGCGAUGUGAAGAUUUGUGGCAGAGAAAUUUGACGAGAGCGGAAGAAGAAGAGGAAGAGGAAGAAGAAGAAGAAGAAGAAGAAGAAGAAGAAGAAGAGGAAGAAAGAGCAAAAGCGCAUUGUUUGUGCUCCCGACCGUGAAGGAGAACCUGUUGAACAAACAACCUCUACACUGACAUUAAGGGCAUGUGGAGAAGGGAUUGGAACACAGCCCAUCUGAACAAGGCAACCGGCAGACCUCUGGUCUAGCUGUUGCUAUGGCUACCAGUGCUGUGCCUAGCGACAACCUCCCCACCUAUAAGCUGGUGGUGGUGGGUGAUGGCGGUGUGGGAAAGAGCGCCCUCACCAUCCAGUUCUUCCAGAAAAUCUUCGUUCCAGACUACGACCCGACUAUCGAGGACUCGUACCUGAAGCACACCGAGAUCGAUGGCCAGUGGGCGAUUCUGGACGUACUGGACACAGCAGGCCAGGAGGAGUUCAGCGCCAUGCGUGAGCAGUACAUGAGGACCGGAGACGGCUUCCUCAUCGUGUUCUCCGUCACAGACAAGGCCAGCUUCGAGCACGUCGAUCGAUUUCACCAGCUCAUCCUCAGGGUGAAGGAUCGAGAGUCCUUUCCUAUGAUCCUCGUAGCCAAUAAGGUGGACCUGGUUCAUUUGAGGAAGGUGACGAAUGAACAGGGCUGUGAGAUGGCUGACAAACACAAUAUCACUUACAUCGAGACGAGCGCUAAGGAUCCACCAAUGAACGUGGACAAAGCCUUUCAUGAGCUGGUCCGAGUAAUCAGACAACAAGUACCCGAGAGGAAUCUAAAGAAAAAGAAGAAGAUGAAAUGGCGAGGAGACCGAGCCGCCGUCUCUCCCAGACUCCGCUGCACUAUACUAUGACCUCCCGCUCCAACCCGCUCGAUAAUCUCACGAUCUCACAGAGCUGCGAUCGGCAGGAAAUAAAAAAAGCGGCAGGGCCACGGAGGAGCCGACGAGACGUAUCAAACCGCUGACGGAGGCGUAGCUGAUUUGCACAGGCGCGGAGACGAGUGGAGAUGAGGAUCGAGCUCAUUCGGUCCUGUUCUUCACACGGUUGUCACAAGCAUAAAGGUGUUCAGUGCUGCCUUCCAGGUGCUCGGUGGGAGCGGACAGUGUUUUGCCUUAUCGCUUUGCGUCUCUGUACCGACACGGAGUGUUAAGCUGUAGCUCGGCCAAAGAAAAAGCCGGUCAUUAGCACUGAAGUUCGCUAAUGCUGAAUUGGGAUUUUGGGAUACCUCCUAAACAUGGCCUUUACUGUUAAGCACAAAUGUACACGUUUGACUGAAAUUGACCUUUUUUUGCACUUUGAUAUUUGAUAUCGCACAAAUAUCAUAUCAUGGGGUUAACGUAUUAAAGUCAUUAAAGCAUUCGCUGCCUUUGCUGAAGGCGUUAGUUGUAACGGCUAAAAAAAAACAAAAAAACAAGUCAUAUGAAUUACGUUGCACUUAUAUAAGCUGCUCAUUCUGUUUUAUUCUAAUUCACUUUCUGUCUCAUUUUAAACCUUACUGUCUCUCGUGGUAUUUAGGAUGCGAUACUUAUUCAAUUUGAUCGCUUUUACUGUAACACUUUACAUAUAGUACAUGGAUAAUCAUGCUGACUUAAGCAUGAACUAACGAUGAGUUAACGUGAACUACGACGUGAGUCUGAUGGAUCCGCACAUGAAUAACCGCCACCGUGUUAGUCUAAGUUACUUACUCGAUGCAUUAAAGGUGCGGUCUACGUUGUUUGAAAGCCAAUGUUGACAUAGAAAAUCACCAAAACAAACACGCCCCUAACCCAAACGGGUCCCACCCCUGUAUCGAUAGCUCCGCCCACACAUACAUACAUACGUAACCCCGGCGACUAACAGAAAGAAACGUGUCUUUAUCAUAGCUGAAGGGAAGAACAAUACGAUUGUAGAUAAACAAACAAGCAAAAAUGCCACACAAGCAUAAUGAUGUAAAGACGUGCAGUACUGCUCAGAGGUUUGGUCUCACUCUGUGUUCUGGUUAGAAGCAGUUUGUUCUGUUCUAUGAAGGGAUUAGAAAACCACAGCGUGGUGAGAGAAGAUAGAUAGAUAGAUAGAUAGAUAGAUAGAUAGAUAGAUAGAUAGAUAGAUAGAUAGAUCUUUCUUCCUGUCCAUUUUUAAACCUGUAAACAAAUCCAACUCCUGAUGCUCCAGAUACUAAAGUAACCUAAAGAAGGCAGCUUUUAUUUCUCCCUUAAUCAGUACGACGGUGUUCAGCUGCGCUAGCACGAUUAGCAAACACAACAUGAGACCGAAUCAGAGGACCGAUGGUCACCGAUGACGGGCUUCUGUGGGACAAAGUACAUCUUUCCUUCUUCUACUUUCUUUCCUUCUUCAUUUUACGUUUCCGAAACGCGUAAAAACGGAUUUCUUCGGAAAACUACGACAUUUACGAGCGAUCCCGAUCUUCUGGACGUUAGCGUAGGAGUAAACCGGAUCAGACCUGAACCUGUACAUGAACCGAAUCGUGCAGACGUCCGUACUCAAAUAAACACCUUAUUCAAUGUAGACACUAAUAAUAAACUGUAAUAUCGCUCUGAUCGGCUCAGGCCCAGGUUCUGCACCUUUACCCACAAGAGUGACACGAAUACAGUAACAUUUAUUUAUGUUUAUUUAUCUAAUAAUAUUUGUUUAUUCCUACAUAUUUAAUGAUAUAAUUAAUAACUAAACUGAUGAUUGUGUACUAAGGUGGUCUUCAUUGAUGCCUGAAGACCUAAAGCAGACUCAUUUAUUCCGUCCUUGCUGUUAAUAAUCGGCUCUGUUCUUUUCGGAAGCUUUCGGCUAGCCUUCGGCUACGGGACACGACGAUCAACGAGAUCGGACACUGACGUUGAGUGAAGAGCUUAUUAGUCAAUAGUUCAUGAUUAACUCAUCAUUAGUUUAUAUUUAAUUUAUAAAAGUAUUUAUCGUGCAUCAUUCCUCAUCUUCUGCUAUCGUUACAACAUUCAGACUCUGCGGGGCCACGUUUCCUUUUUCCGUCUUUAUUCUCAGACCGGCUUCGACGCGUUAGGAAUUAUUUGUUUUUAUUGACAGGUUUUUCCAUAAAUCAUCAGGUGAUGCUGCUCGAAUACCUGCACACUACUCCUGUGAACUUAACACACGUAUGAAGAAUCGUGCACAACGGACGUUAUGUAAACUUUAUGUCGAAUAGAAAUAUGGAACGUGGGAACAAAUCAUAUUACACCGAAGAUUCCUCGGAAGUAUUUUUUUGGGUUGUUUUUUUUUUUUUUUGUCACGUUUACGUGCGCUAUAGUGACUAAAAGAAGAAAGCGGUCUAAGUGAUGGCUACAACGUCGUCUCAGAGGGAAACUACAUGUCCUUUGGUUUACCUUUCAGGAGCAGUGUUUAGUGUUUAGGAAACUCUCAUGUAUGAAGAGUCCUAUAGAGAGAAGCUUUUACUUAUAGUGUCAAUAAUCGAUAGACUUUUUUUUUUUUUUAAUGGAGUUUUCCCAGAAGGACAAAUCCGAGAGUUCCGGAUGUCACCUCGGUGUAAAGAGCGUAUUUUCUUUGACGCGUCGACCCCUGAGGGAUCCCAAAGUCUCCAUGCCUUAGACAUUCUCUUUUCUAUCGAAUGGCCAGUGUUUACAUUUAGUGUUUAUAAAGAGGAAAGUGAAGCGGACGUAAAAAAAAACGAUCCUCGUAUGUUUUCGUUGUUGUGAAUAUGUGAAGGUUAAAUUGUGACAUAACUUGUAGUGUUGUCAAAAGAACUGAAGAUCUUUAAGCGUACAAAUAAAUCGAAUCGCUCCCAGCUUUUGGAUCGAAA
This is a messenger RNA of Tachysurus fulvidraco (yellow catfish), 3941 nucleotides long. RefSeq names its product muscle RAS oncogene homolog a (gene mrasa). The transcript is spliced from 6 exons. Gene Ontology annotation, molecular function: GTPase activity; GTP binding; GDP binding. Gene Ontology annotation, biological process: signal transduction. Gene Ontology annotation, cellular component: plasma membrane. Bases 406 to 1032 code for a protein of 208 amino acids. The record is from RefSeq and is a predicted model, not a curated record. NCBI's taxonomy places the organism in Eukaryota, Metazoa, Chordata, Actinopteri, Siluriformes, Bagridae.